AUGGACCACACCCCGAGCGCCGAGCAUGCAGGCGACAGCGCGUUGCAGGGCGACGGACAAAACGCUCCACCAACGGCGGGCCCAGCCCUGUGCCGCGGACGCGCGCAAAGGGGGUGGGGCGCGCUGGACGCGAAGCCGGAGCAGGAUGCGAAGGAACUGCUGGCACUGGUCGCUCCAGCGGCCCCCGACCUCAGCGGCGAGCCGCGAGUCGAGCAGGGUGACCCUCUAGCGCCGGGUCUCUACGCGCUGGGACAGCACGACUCGCUGGUCGCCGCCAGCGCAUCGUUGCACGCAGGCGAGGGCGAGGUCGAGCGAGGUGCCGGCGUCGAAGCGAACCUGGGCAAGACACGAGUCUACAACGCAGCAGGUGGGGACGCACCACUCGGCAUAGCCGCCCUCGGCCCGGACGUUUGGUGCGGCGACCUGCCCCCUGCUCGGCGCGGAUUCGUUGCUCUCGGCGUGCCCAUCGGUCAUCCCGACUUCCUCGGCGCUCACGCCGCUGGCCGCCUCGAGGCUGAGGCCGACCUGCUCCAUUGCAGAAUCUGCAGCGCUUGCCCGAUUUACAGAGCGCUUGGCUUCUGUUGGCCUACUGCGCAGCGCCUCGGGCGCAACACCUGCUUCGCAACGUCCACCCGGCGGAUAUACUGCCUUACGCCCGCGCCCACGACGCGGCAAUCUGCAAUGUUGUCGAAGGCUUGCUUGGCGGCCCGUGCGGUCGCUUUCUUGCCGCUAUUCAGGGGGCUCGGCCUGCUUUCAGCCGAGCGGGUGUCGUCUGCAGCCUACUGGGCCGCGUGGGCGGACGCGCUGCCGGUCCUCCGCGCACGCUACCCCGAAGUCGCUGACGGGUUUGUGCAUGAGCUCGAGGGCGAGCCGGCGCGCAGCCGGCGCGGCCUUGCUUGCGAGCAGCAGCACUUGCCGCGCACCGGCUCGCUGAAGCAGGCUGGGAAGCUCGACCGGAUUGGGACGCUUGUGCCCGUGGCGCAGGCAGUCCGGCCGUCGACGGAGAACUCGGGCUCGGGAGCCCCGGUUGGCAGCGACACGCCGUUCUCGCACUCCACACUUCCUUUCGAGAACGCGUGUUGCUACCAACCUUGUGACUCCGGCCGCUCGAGCCCUUCUUCACAGUCGGGCCCGCAUGCGGGGAUGUGGCUGGCGGCGAUCCCUUCGGAUGCUGCCUCCACCCUCCCGCCCGACCUCAUGCACGUAGCACUGCGGCGCCGGCUCCGGCUACCCUUGCCCUUGACGGGGCGGCGCUGCGGCGCUCAAGGUCGGCACGGCUGCGGAGCUGAGGUCGACGCCUACGGCGACCAGCCCGCAGGCUUGUUGCCACGGCGUGGCUUCGUAGUCGAGCGCGCGUGGGUCCAGGUUUCCAAAGCGACUUGGGGAGCCUGGGCGCGGGCGGCGACAUUGACUGCGAAAGUGAAAGCCUCGCGAGUGCGCAACGCCUCGCCGACUUGGCGUGUCAACAACACGACCUCCGCGGGCGGCCGGAACUGGGUAACGUCGGAGCCGACCGUGCGCAGCGGCUGCGCCGGACGACGCUGUGGAUCUGUCAGCGCAUGGAGCGUGUCGGCGUCACCGGGGGCAAGGGCGGCGGCUGUGAGCGUCGGGCGCGCUCGCGAAAGUUCGCCACGCUUGACUCGGGCACAAGCCGCGGCCAAGAGACUGGGCGCACAGUGUGUCGAAGCGGCCUUGCGAAAAGAGCUCACAAGCCGGCGGAGGAGAGCAGCCCGGCCCUCGGGUCCAGACUGUGUGGAGCGCGCGAGGAGCAAGCGUGGCAGCAACAGGAACAGUUUCCAAGCCCGAACCCGCCUCCCCUCAUAUAUCCCGGCUCCCCUGCGCAACACGGAUCGCGUCGAGUGUAGCAACGAGCGCUUUGCGGACACCUGCGACGACGAAGCGAGGCACGGUGUGGAGGGUUGGGACAGGCCGGCGAAACUCUGCAGAAAGGUAGACGUCAUCGAGCCAUCUCCCAGCAUCUUGUGUCAGCGGGACAGAGGGACCAACAGGGCCGGCAGCCGGGGCAGCUGUCAUCGCCCUCAGCCCCAUCGCUGGCAAAAUUCACGCUCUCCGCUUCGGACGCGAGCUGUCCCCGGUACCAGCGUCUCGGGCGCCGCGGCGUCUUCGCCGCCCGCGUCGGCGCGCAGUGGUGGCGGCGGGAUCGGCCGCCGCCGGUGCGAGGGGGCUGCGCGGUCGGGGACGGAAGCGGUCGGAGUGGACAUUAUACCUGCUACCGCCGCGGUGCACGCCGGCAUCGUUGUCCCGCUUCCCCGUAGCCUGGCUAAGGGGGCGUCAACCCUCAGCCCAGACCGGGCGCAUGGGGGCGAGCAGCGGGCACGUCGGGUGCUCUGGCGAGUGGGCGGGGUUGCCGUCCGCAGGUGUUCCAGCAUGGGCGGGUACCUUGGCUUCUUCCCAGUCAAGCACUCGCGAGCACCGCGGACAGGCCCACGACAGUCGCCAAGCCAGGAUGCCGGCGUCACCGCGGACGGCGAUGGGCGACCACUGCAUGUUCCGGUGAGCGAGCUCGACGAAAUUGACGUCCCCGCCCUCGCCCCGCACAGCUGCACGCGGGUGCGGGCGGCGGGCAGCCACGUCGGCGCCUCGAUUCCACGCGCCGCACAGGCCGCACGCAACCAUUUGUCAUGGGCCUCGGUCCAGCCGUCUGCAGCGCAAACUGGGCACCGCAUGCCAUCCGGCGUGUCGGAUUGGCGCCAGGCACGCGAACACGUCGGGUGGAGGACAGCGGAGGCCUCGGCAGUGGCUGAAGCGUGGAUGGGAUCAGGGCAGAUCCGACACACGUCCGCAGGUGGUGUGUCGAGGGAGAGGUCGGACUCCUGUGGAGUGUGUGGGGGCGUGUCGUCCAUUACCGUGACUGCUGCCGAGGUCAGCGCGCUGCCACCAGGCGGAGCGUGGGCAUGGGGGCUGCGGCGUGCGGGCAGAGAAGCAUCACGUUGA
This is a messenger RNA of Symbiodinium necroappetens, 2955 nucleotides long. The record is from the annotation of a GenBank genome assembly. Lineage: Eukaryota; Dinophyceae; Suessiales; Symbiodiniaceae.